AUGGAGCAGAAUCAGUUCGUCAAUCAAGCUUGUUGGCGGGACUCAGAAAUCCAGGUAUUGCUCGACUCAAUGCUCCGCGAAGCCGGCGAAGGUGAAGGUUUGAUGUACCUUUAUUCGGCCUUUAUAGUGAUUCGAGAGGAGCUCAUUAGCGGGAGCGGUGCUUCGGUUUCGUGCCAGGAAAUAGCCGAUAAGUAUAAAAGCUUGGGAGUAGGCUACCUCAACUAUGUUCAGAGUAAAAAGAUAAGGAUAAUCAACGCUCAUCUCAGCGCCAGGAAUGACGCUCAUCUGCGAUGUUUCUCAUCUUUCAAUGAGAAGGGAUCCACGGAGGAGAAGAACCUCUCUCCACGACCAAUCCUUCCGUUUUUCCACCAGCUCAACCUCCUAUUUGCAAAGCCCACCGAUUUAGACAUAUUUAAUGACGAUAUCGAGAUGGUCGACCACCCCUCAAAACACGCUUCUGAAGGACCACAACAAAGGAACGCAUACAUACACCCAGGGAGUAAUUUGCCAUCCAGUAAUACUCUACCUUGGGCUGAAGAAACGAAGAAAGAACGCGCUGUUACAAUCCUCACGGACGAUUAUUCCGAUAUUCUCGACGUGGAGGAGAUGAACGAGUGCCUCAUUAUCCUAGAGGACGAGAAGAAGGCCACAAUCAUUCUUGGCAUUACGAACUCUAAGCUCUGUAGCCUCUGGCUUAAUAGACAGGUUCUGAUGGCUCGAAAAACAUAA
Morchella importuna is the source of this 729-nucleotide messenger RNA. RefSeq lists its product as uncharacterized. The transcript has 4 exons. Lineage: Eukaryota; Fungi; Ascomycota; Pezizomycetes; Pezizales; Morchellaceae. Bases 1 to 729 code for a protein of 242 amino acids. The record is from RefSeq and is a predicted model, not a curated record.